UAAGACGACGUCAUCAGAGGAGGAGGAGCUUGGAGAUAGCGCCGCGCCUGCUGCAGUAGCAACCGGGUUGGGCAGAGGGGAGUGUCCGCCUCCAGCGGGUCAGCUGAGCGGGUAGCUCGACCGAGUCUGGGACCCGGGCAGGCAGCCCGCAUCGUCGUGCUGGGAGGGACGCGCUGACAGGCCAAAGCUGCUGGCUUUGGGUGUUGUUGUUGGUGAACCUUUUUUAUGACCUUAGUGGGCAUUAUUCUAAUCAGUCAUGGAGUACAAUACAGGUACUGCUGGGGACCCGAACCAGUUAGCACAGCGUAUAACAUCAAACAUCCAGAAAAUCACACAAUGCACUGCAGAAAUACAAAGAGUACUGAAUCAACUUGGAACUCCACAAGACACACAUGAAUUGCGGCAACAGCUGCAGCAGAAGCAGCAGUACACAAACCAACUUGCCAAAGAGACAGACAAAUAUAUUAAAGAGUUUGGUUCUCUGCCUUCAAUAAGUGAACAGCGUCAGAGAAAAAUACAAAAGGACCGACUUGUGAAUGAGUUCACUACAGCACUGACAAACUUCCAGCGGGUUCAGAGACAAGCUGCUGAGAAAGAAAGAGAAUUUGUAGCCAGAGUGCGAGCCAGCUCUAGGGUAUCAGGUGGUGCCCCAGAGGAAAGCUACAAAGAAGGAACACUUGUGUCCUGGGACAGCCAACCUCAGACCCAAGUAUUAGAUGAAGAAAUCACAGAAGAUGACCUUCGUCUUAUUGAGGAGAGAGAGUCUGCCAUCAGGCAGCUUGAGGCAGACAUUCUGGAUAUCAAUGAAAUAUUUAAAGAUCUGGGUAUGAUGAUUCAUGAACAAGGAGAUGUAAUAGAUAGCAUAGAAGCCAAUGUAGAAACAGCUGAAGUCCAUGUUCAGCAAGCAAAUCAGCAAUUGUCCAGAGCAGCAGACUACCAGCGCAAGUCCCGCAAGAAAAUAUGUAUUCUCGUUGUUGCACUUGUUGUAGGAGCCACCAUCCUUUGCCUAAUCAUCUGGGGAGCAAUAAAAGCCUCGUGAUAUGCUAAAUUAUGCAGUAAAGUUUCCAGUCAUGUCUCAUUGUGAAGCUGUUCAUUAAAUUAUGUGUCCAUCUUUAUAACCUGCUUUAUCACAAAAUGCAUUUUAACCCAAGAGUGCUUUUCCCUCAGCUUGUGUAGUAUGAUUAAUUUGAAUUUGUUGCAGUGAUGUAACUUGCCAAUACUUGAUCAAGCUGUAGGCAACUUAUUAUAUGGUGCUUACUACUUUUCUCUUUACCUCCAGGUGUUAUUACAUAGGUUGGUGCAGUAAUGACCUAUUGAUCAAGCAGGGCAGGCUUUCGCUCACAUGUAGAGUCUUGCAAGAUCAUUCAGCUGCACCCCUUUAAGGCCUCACAAAGGUGCUUGUGAGCAGGGUACAAGUUGUCACACUCCAAUUUUAGCUUCACCUUUACUCACAACUUUCUAGGAUCAAGUUAAUUUACUGGAACAAAUCAAUAAUUACUUUCAACAGCUUUCACUUUCAAUCUGUAUCUCUAAUCUAAAUGAAAUAUUACAGUGCUUCUCAUCUUUGAGAUGGCACUCACCGUCCCACUGAUUUCUUUUCAUAAACCAGUAGAAGGGUUUAUCUGCUUACUCUACUCACUCUCUGUAUAGUUCACAUCUAAUAAUCAGUUUACUGGAGGUUAAAAUCUUGUUCUGGUGUAAUCUUUCUGAAACUUUUUGGAUUAAUUCUGCAGUUUCAGUUUUGCAUAAGAAGAGUAUCCUUCUCUUCAUGUUUUCAUAUAAGAACCUGAUACUGGCUAUUGGCAAACUUGGCAAAGCCUCAUCUAACAAGAAGGGUUGUUAAUGAUAGCCUGUAUGUUUGUGCGUACCUUUAGAAGAUAAGACUUUGGAACACAUUAGAAAUUCACUAAGAUUUGCACCUUAAUUUAUGCAAGCGCUAAGUAGUUGAAGUUUAAAGUAUAUGGACAAAAUUAAUAGGUAAAGCUGUUUCACUGCAAACUUGGCUCUCCAGUCCUCUCUGAUUUGAAUCUCCAGUAAUAUACAAAUACCUAACUAGAAAUCUGUUUUUAGUUGGUUUGUGUCUUGAGGCAGCACAGCUAAAUGGGGCAGUGGGAGAUUCAUGAUCAUAGAUUUUUAUACCUGUGAAUGUCACCAGGAUCAAUAGCAGCUCAGAAGAGGGAAGCCAUUUAGACUGGGAAUACAGCAUGGGGGGGAAAUUGACCUUGUACAAUUCUGUAGCCUCAGUCUGAAGAAGGGCUCUGCCUCUCCAUUUACCUUUAAACAAGAGGAGAUCUGGUGAUGGAUUUUACCACCAUCUCUGCUAAUUUGACCUUCAGAUUCCUGUAUAUAGUGGCAAUCAGCAAAACUUCUGAGUUUAAUGCUACUUGAAUUUCAAUGAGGUCGGGGGGGAAAAUUAAACCCUGUUUGUGGUUUUUAUCAAAGUGAUUGAUCCUCUUUCUCUCAUUGUAAGUGCUUGAGUCCUGAAUGGCUUUUGGAAAGUUUUAACUUCCAAUCAAUUCAGUUAAACUGAAUUAUCUCAAGUUUUGAGGGUUUUUAAAAAAAACAAACUGAUUUUUUUGUUCCAUUUUGUAGUAAUAUAUAUUGGAAAAGUUAUGCAUUGUUAUCUGCCAACUAAUCAGUUUUAAGUGAUAUGUUAUUGAACUAAUUAAAAUAUACUGUACAAAUGUUCUCUCUGGCUUAUACAUUUUUGUAUGCAAUUUGAUAGAGAAGCAAUGUUUACAUGAUAAGCUCUGAGACUUGUAAUUUGGGGAGAACUAAAAGUAUCUACAAGCUAAAUUUGGAUUUCAUCAUCUAAAUAAAGGUAGUUCUGAAAGUGAA
Molecule: messenger RNA, 2838 nt
Organism: Rhineura floridana
Lineage: Eukaryota; Metazoa; Chordata; Lepidosauria; Squamata; Rhineuridae
Gene: STX7
Product: syntaxin 7
Exons: 10
Coding region: 257-1039 (260 amino acids)
Biological process (GO): vesicle fusion; vesicle-mediated transport; intracellular protein transport
Cellular component (GO): endomembrane system; membrane; synaptic vesicle
Molecular function (GO): SNARE binding; SNAP receptor activity
Source: RefSeq, a predicted model, not a curated record